Messenger RNA from Fibroporia radiculosa, 3918 nucleotides. RefSeq lists its product as uncharacterized. Gene Ontology annotation, cellular component: plasma membrane. Gene Ontology annotation, molecular function: protein binding; guanyl-nucleotide exchange factor activity. The transcript is spliced from 6 exons. Lineage: Eukaryota; Fungi; Basidiomycota; Agaricomycetes; Polyporales; Fibroporiaceae. The record is from RefSeq and is a predicted model, not a curated record. Gene Ontology annotation, biological process: Ras protein signal transduction; positive regulation of GTPase activity. Bases 1 to 3918 code for a protein of 1305 amino acids.
AUGCCUCCUGUAAAUCGCGACCUCAGGAUCGAUACCUCGGCAAAUGCAUUAACAGAUCCUUCGUCAAGUCGGCAAGCUUCAGCUUCCACUGCUAGCUUGAGCCACGCAUCAGCUCGGAGCUUCAGACCCAGGAGCACAUCCUCCGCAUCCGCGUCCUCGUCAAUAUCCAGUGUUGCUCGUUCCUAUCCCUCUCGACCGUCAACUUCACACAGCACUCGGCGUGCACGGACACCGGCUGAAUGUCCCUCAGACGACGAUGGCCCCAGUGUGCAGGAGUAUGUACUCGCGAUGCAUGACUUCGCGCCCCAAAGUCAGAAUGUUACUUGCCUUGCGUUCACGGCUGGCCAGGUCAUCCGCGUUAUCAACCGGGACUCUAGCGGCUGGUGGGAUGGCGAACUGGACGGGCGGCGGGGCUGGUUCCCCAGUAACUAUGUAACAUCAGAUGUUGGUCUUUUAACCGAGGAAGAGCUGCCCAAAGUGACGCAUGCCCGUUCUGGACACACUCAUUCAAUUUCUGCAACGUCCGCAGCGUCAUGGUCGACGCCUAUGGCUGCGCCUUCGGCGAGAAACCAAUCAUUUUCAAGGACAGACCAUCGCCCAAUACCUUCCGACAGCGGCGGGCAAAAUACCGACACGUAUUGCCCUCCGCUCAUGGUUCCUCUCCUUCACGGACUCUCCCUGCUCCAGAACGCGGCAAAAAUGAAUCGAACAGCACAUUUUCAGCCAUCGACAGCCUAUAUCAUCUCGUGUGUGCGCGCCAUCCUCUCUGAUGUUGGAUGCUUAUCACGUGACGCGCCAAUCCUGAAAUUACAUGGGAUUCUUGCGCAGGAGCGCAAACGCAUUUUGUCGGAUCUUGCUUCGCUAGUAUCACAGGCGAAGAGGGCUUCUGACGAAAAUCUUAGCGAGGAUUUAAAGGAGUUAGAGAUCGAGACAAUGGUGAAAUUAGGUGGUCAGCUUUUUGCGCAUGUCCGAGGCUUCUUGACGCUCUUGGUUCAAUGCGGAGUACCGCUGCCGAAGCAUGGUGGGCGCCCGCCCGGCUCUGCCUUUGGGAUUCCUUCUAGUGAGCAGUGGACUAGUUCAGAUGGAACCGCCGUUCAGUUCGACGAGCCCAGCGACCCAGGUGAGUUCGGCCAGUGCUGGGCUGCCACUAGCAAGACAACGAAUGGGAUAGAACAUCGAAUAUCCGCGCGGAAGUUUGCUAUCCAUCCUACUGUUCAUACUCCUCUGCGCGCAAGAAGUAUGGGCGACCUGAGAACACCAAAGCAAAUUGUUCUCGAUGCGGACGUUCGUCAGAUGCCAUUAAAGCCACAUCUGAAGACACUGGUGGGUCAAGGCGCCACUCACCAUUCAUUCACUCCACGAACGAAGCGCCUCAUUGAAGGUGCUAUUGCUCAUCACAAAACAAACCACUCCUUCAGUAGCAGUCACUCGUCGUCGUCGUCGUUCUCAUCCGGCGAAUCCAUUGGGACGCCUGCAACGCCGGUUUUUCCCUCUGGUCCCUCGACCACGUCCGAGGUUAUGGAAGCAUUGCGGUAUACCCACGAUCACUAUUUGUCGACCAUCGCUGCAUUUAUCGGCCAUGCUCACUCGCAUUCGCGCUCGUCGCAUGCUUCGAGUACCGGACAUAUGUACGACCUGGUCCGAGAAGUCGUAGACAUGGUAUGCAAACUGUUGACCAUAGUUGAAGCGGUCUUGAAGCACCCAGAUAUUCCGGCGCCGAAGGCGCAGACUUUGAAGUCUGCAAAGGAGGGUUUAUAUCACGUCACGAGCAAGUUGGCGGAUUCAGUACGCGUCCUCACAAUGUCAUCGCCUUCUGACGUUACAGAGGAAGAAGAGAAAGCUACACUUUUGCGAUGUGCCACCAAUGCUUUGAAGGCCGGCUCAGAUUGUGUCAGCGCCGUGAAGAAGUGUCUGCAGCGACCCAUUGGCGAAAAGGCGCUUAUCGUCCAACUUCCUCCGUUGGGAGAAUUUAACAUGCCGAAUUCUCCUCGCAAGUUUUCAUAUCAUACGAGCACGCACUCUCGGACUCCUAGCAAGACGUCGAGUUUCCAUGGGCUGCGUCACCUUUAUGCAUCCAUUGACGCCAAUGCUGACGAGGAGGAUCUCACUAUCCAGGCGCAGACUGUGUCCUCCGUUGAUGUGACCGUUCGAGUGGACCGAUCUUCGUCCGACUCGAUGCAGAAAGUCGACAUGCCUAAUCCUUGGCAAUUGCCCAAAGUACACGUGGAGACUGAAGCUGUCGACGGCGCUGAUGAUACAGCGGCCACACAUCACUCGCUGCCCCCUUUGAGAAUUCCCACUGAACCGGUUGCUCCUGAUUUGCCUUCGCCAGCUUCUAUCGCUCAGACAGACGAUGACAGAACGACAUGGGAGGGAAGUCAGCGGCGGCCGCAUUCCCCGAUGUCGUUCGAGGAAAAGCUGCUACAUGGUAAUCUCCCGGCGGUGCCUGGGUCCUCGCUCUCUGAGUCAGCCAGGACUACUCCCGUCGCUUGGACGCUGUCGCACGACCAUGCUCCCGAUGAUGUUGCUUACAACAGCGAUGGUCAGCUGGUUGGUGCGACCUUGGCAGCCCUGGUUGAGCGAAUGACACCCCAUGAUGCCGUUGUAGAGCAAGCGUUUGCAGCCGUCUUCUUCUUGACAUUCCGCCUUUUCACCACGCCCAUGAAUCUUGUCGAGGCCAUCAUUGCUCGAUAUAACUUGUCCCCUCCCCUCAGCUUGUCCGUCGAGGAUCAAUAUGUCUGGCAACAACGCAAGGGGCUACCUGUCCGGUUGCGUGUGUCCAACUUCGUCAAGGCAUGGCUCGAGUCUCACUGGCGUCCAGCAACCGACAACAUAGUACUGCAGACCCUACUGGAUUUCACGCGCGACGCUCUUGCUACCAUGUUUCCGGUCCCGUCACAACGGAUCCUGGAGUUGAUCGGUUCCUGGCAAACGAUGAACGAAGCUAGCGGAAACCUCAAGAUGGAGCGCGGACGGGAUAUUAGCGUGUCUCUCAAUCCUCCUGUGAUGCAUCCUUCGGAAGUGCCCAGGCCCGUAAUGACGAAGGCAUUGCUGAAUGCUCUGAGAAGCAAGAACUUUGGCGCAAUUUCUGUGACAGACUUUGACUGUUUGGAAUUGGCCAGACAGCUGACGACCAUGGAAUGCAUAUUGUACUGCGCAAUCAGGCCUGAAGAAGUGCUAGAAACCGGACAAGACGGCGUCGCAUCGCCAGUGAACAUCAAGGCUGUCACAUCUUUGAGCACUGCUAUUACUGGUUAUGUCGCGGAAAGCAUUUUGAACGAACUUGAUACCAAAAAGCGAACCGCGUUGGUCAAGUUUUUCAUCAAGGUUGCAGACCGAUGUGUCUCCCUCAACAAUUUUAGCACCCCUCGCUCGAUUCUGGCUGCUCUUGACUCGUCGACCAUCUCGCGACUUCAGCAAACCUGGACUGGUUUGCCUCAAAAGAACAAGCUACAACUGGAGGCUUUGAGAAAGCUUGCUGAUCACGCCCGCAACUACCACGAGUACCGCACUCGAUUACGCAAUACUUCGCCCCCUGCAGUGCCUUUCUUAGGUCUCUACCUCACCGAUGUCACAUUCUGCCGCGAAGGCAACCCUUCCCACAGAGCAUCACCCAAGUCGCCUGACAAGAGACUAUUGAAUUUCAAUAAGUACCACAAAUUAACUCGAAUUGUGCAAGAUAUGCAGCGCUUCCAGGUCCCGUAUAAUCUCAAACAGAUACCCGAAGUCCAGGAGUACCUGAAGGACGCAUUCGAGAAAUCUAAACAUCGAGGCGAUCUGCAUGACCUAUAUCGCCGUAGUCUAUUAGUAGAACCAAAGCAGCCCGCGGAUACGCCUCCCGCCAGCGAUGUGCGGCAACUAUUCAACUGGACGAACCGUUCGCAAUCACACCAUACCACUCCAACUUCUGCAUCAUGA